GGAUAUGCUGGGGGUGAUGGCCAGCUACAGUAUAACAGUGAAGGAGCUGAAACUUCUCUUCAGUAUGCUGAGGGGAGACAACGGUAUCUGGCCUAGACAUUCUAUCAAGCUGUUGUCUGUGUUGAACCUGAUGCCUCAGAGACACGGCCCAGACACCUUCUUCAACUUCCCUGGUCGCAGUGCAGUGGCCAUAGCGUUGCCUCCCAUCGCUAAGUGGCCUUACCAGAACGGCUUCACUCUCAACACCUGGUUCAGACAAGAUCCCCUCAACAACAUCAAUGUAGACAAGGACAAACCAUACCUCUACUGUUUUCGAACCAGUAAAGGUAUUGGCUACUCAGCUCACUUUGUGGGUAACUGUCUGAUCGUGACAUCCCUGAAGUCCAAGGGGAAAGGCUUCCAACACUGUGUGAAGUACGACUUUCAACCCCGCAAGUGGUACAUGAUCAGCAUCGUCCACAUCUACAACCGCUGGAGGAACAGUGAGAUCCGUUGCUAUGUCAACGGUCAGCUGGUCUCUUACGGUGACAUGGCCUGGCACGUCAACACCAACGACAGUUAUGAUAAGUGUUUUCUAGGUUCGUCGGAGACGGCAGAUGCUAACAGGGUGUUCUGUGGUCAGCUGGGGGCCAUCUACGUGUUCAGUGAGGCUCUCAACCCCGCUCAGAUCUUCGCCAUACAUCAACUGGGUCCGGGCUACAAGAGCACCUUUAAGUUUAAGUCGGAGAGUGAUAUCCACUUGGCAGAGCACCAUAAGCAGGUCCUGUAUGACGGGAAGCUGGCCAGCUCCAUCUCUUUCACCUACAACGCCAAGGCCACCGACGCACAGCUCUGUCUGGAGUCAUCGCCCAGAGAGAACGCAUCCAACUUCGUUCACUCCCCACACGCACUCAUGCUGCAGGAUGUGAAGGCCAUAGUUACCCACUCCAUCCACAGUGCCAUCCAUUCUAUAGGAGGAAUACAGGUCCUCUUCCCUCUCUUCUCACAACUGGACUACACACAACUCAACGACAGCUCUGUGGACACCAGCGUGUGUGCCACCCUCCUGGCGUUCCUGGUUGAUCUGUUGAAGAGCUCCGUGGCCAUGCAGGAACAGAUGCUGGGGGGCAAAGGAUUCCUGGUGAUCGGGUACCUGCUGGAGAAGUCGUCCAGGGUCCACAUCACCAGAGCGGUGCUGGAACAGUUCUUGUCCUUUGCUAAGUACCUGGACGGGUUAACCCACGGAGCGCCGCUACUCAAACAGCUGUGUGACCACGUCCUCUUCAACGCUGCCAUCUGGAUACACACACCCGCUAAGGUCCAGUUGUCCCUGUACACCUACCUGUCUGCGGAGUUCAUUGGGACGUCGACCAUCUACAGCACCAUCCGUCGUGUUGGUACCGUGCUGCAGCUGAUGCACACGCUGAAGUACUACUACUGGGUCAGCAACCCACUGGAGAGCAGUGGCAUCACUCCUAAAGGACUGGAUGGACCGAGGCCGUCCCAGAACGAGAUCGUCUCUCUCAGAGCCUUCAUUCUGCUGUUCCUCAAACAACUCAUACUCAAGGAUCGGGGUGUGAAGGAAGAUGAGCUACAGAGCAUCCUGAACUACUUGCUGACCAUGCAUGAGGAUGACAAUAUCCAUGAUGUUCUUCAGUUGUUGGUGGCUCUGAUGUCAGAACACCCAGCCUCCAUGAUUCCAGCCUUCGACCAGAGGAACGGCAUACGGGUGAUCUGUAAACUCCUAGCCUCUAAGACUGAGAGCAUCAGAGUCCAGGCUCUCAAAGUCCUGGGAUACUUCCUCAAACACCUCGGACACAAGUGA
Messenger RNA from Oncorhynchus nerka (sockeye salmon), 1804 nucleotides. Its product is annotated as neurobeachin-like. Bases 5 to 1804 code for a protein of 599 amino acids. Gene Ontology annotation, biological process: intracellular protein localization. The record is from RefSeq and is a predicted model, not a curated record. The transcript has 16 exons. Gene Ontology annotation, molecular function: protein kinase binding. Gene Ontology annotation, cellular component: cytosol; membrane. NCBI's taxonomy places the organism in Eukaryota, Metazoa, Chordata, Actinopteri, Salmoniformes, Salmonidae.